GCGUGUUGAGCUUGUAGCGUGCUUGUUUUUGCUGCUGUGGUGACUUGUCUUCAUUAAUGUCUGCCACACACUGUGGUUAAAAAAAAAAACAAGAUGCCGGGCAGGUCAGAGCUAAAAAUCAACGCCCAGUUUGCGCAGAGAUACGAGAAGUACCGACAGAAAGAGGAGCUGCAGAAGCUGAAGGACCGAUUCGGAGACCGAGCCGAUGACAGCGCCUCUCAUUCCUCCGAGUCCAGCUCUGACGACAGUGAAGUGGAGCUGGACCCUGCUUUGGAGAGGGAUUUUUACAGAACCCUGUCCCUGUUGAAGAAGAAAGACCCGAAGAUCUACGAGAAAGACGCCAGGUUCUACUCAGAAGAUGCAUCCCAAGAUGAGGACCGUCCCUCUACAUCCAAGCAAGCCAAAGUGAAACCCAUGUAUCUGAAGGACUAUGAGCGUAAAGUCAUUCUGGAGAAGGAAGGCAAAUAUGAAGACGACGAUGACAGCGAUGAGGAGGAGGCAGCCAAAAGAAGAGAGAGAGCGGCCUCGCCGAGCUACAUCCAGGAGCAGAAGCAGCUGAAGGAGAGCUUCCGGAGGUUUGUCGAGGACAGCGACGACGAGGCCGGCGAGGAAGGGGGCACGUCCACGCUGCUCACCAGGAGGGUCAAGACGCAGGAGGAGAAGGAUAAAGAAGAGGCGGAUUAUCUGGACUGGCUCAAAGGCCAAGCUGAGCUGGACGGUCCGGAGGAGGUGAAGGACAUGAAAUACCUGCGGGACUACUGGAACGACCCGCAGCUGGACGAGAAGGAGCGAUUCCUCAGAGACUACGUGCUGAAUAAGGGCUACCUGGACGAGGAGGAGGACGACGACGAAGAGCGGAUCCCGACGUACGACGAGGUGGUCCAGGACGACGCGGAGGACUCCGAAGAGGAGGGCGAGAGCUUCCUGCAGCGUCAGGAGGACUUCGAGAGGAGCUACAACUUCCGCUUUGAAGAACCCGACGCUCAGGAGAUCAAGACCUACCCCCGAAACAUCGCCACGUCGGUGCGCAGCAAGGACGACCGCAGGAAACGCAAGAGGGAGGAAGUGAGGGAAAGGAAGCAAAAGGAGAAGGAGCAGAAGCGGGAGCAGCUGAAGCAGCUGAAGAACCUGAAGAGGAACGAGAUCAUGGAGAAGCUGAAGAAGCUCCAGGAGCUGACGGGCAACGAGCAGCUGGCUUUCAGUCAGGCUGACCUCGAGGGAGACUUCGACCCGAGUCAGCACGACCAGCUCAUGCAGAAGUUCUUUGGAGACGAGUACUACGGUGAGGAGGAGGAGGAAAAGCCCCAAUUUGACAACGAUGGCGAUGAUGAGCUGCAGGAACCCUGGAAUUGGGACACUUGGACAGGGGAGGAACAGGAGGCGGCAUACGGUGAAGAGGAGUACAGUGUCUCUGGAGCUCACUGUGACGAUGAAGAUUUCAUCAUGGAUGCAGACUACGACCCGAACCAGCACGCAGCCUCCAAGAAGAAGAAAAAGGAGAAGAAGAAGCUGAAGAAGGAGGACAUGCCGCAGAUGGGCAAAAAGAAAAAGAAGUCUCACUUUGCUGAGGUCAUCACCAAAGCCAAGCCAGUGUUUGAUCCUCAGGAGAAGUCCUUCGAGCAGUACUUGGACGAGUACUACAAGCUGGACUACGAGGACAUCAUCGACGACCUUCCGUGCAGGUUUCGCUACCGGCAGGUUGUGCCCAACGACUUCGGCCUGACCACGGAUGAGAUCCUCAAAGCCAACGACCAGGAGCUGAACCGCUGGUGCUCGCUGCGGAAGACGUGCAUGUUCAGGUCUGAAAAAGAGGAGCUGAGUGACCUGAAGAACUAUAAAGUGAAGGCGCAGAACGAGAGGAAGAAGAAGGAAGUCCUGAGCUCUGUGUAUUCUGAGGAGGAUAAAGAAACACCAGAGGCCAAGACCAAGCUGGGGAAGAAACGGCGAGAUCGCGUGAGGAACGCGGAGAAGCAGAGCAGAGGAGCAGAAGAGGCCGGCGUGGACUCCGCAGAGGAGACGAUUCAAGCUCUUAACGAGGCUGUGGACGGCACAGAGGAAGGGGAGGAGAUCCUGGUACCCAAGAAGAAGAGGAGACAGGAAGCAGAGACCCAAAGUCAAGCAGCAGAUAAGCAAAAAGAAGGGGAGAACCGGACUGAACGGCCGGCGUGGUCCAAGAAGAAGCCCAGGCGCUCAGGUGGACGCCUCCAAUCAGGAAGCAAGAGAGUGAGAAUAGGCGGCCAGGAGUUCAGCAGACAGAGACUGAAGGCCUACGGGCUGAACCCAAAGAGACUCUACUUCAGACAGCUGGGCAGGCAGAAACGGAAAGAGCAGGAGAAGAAGCUGAAGCAGAAGAACAAAGAGGGAUAAAAGCUUGCAUGAACCUGCUGUCAGAGCUUUCGGUACGAUCUGUUUGGUUUUAUACUCCACAAUGGGAAAAUCACCUGUAGAUGGAUCUCAUCAUAAACACUUUUACAUGGUUGUGAUGGAAUAGAAAUUUUUUAAUUUUAUGUACAAUUUUUGGACCUUUGACUUGUGUUCCUCUGCAGUGUUUAACGUGGUUUAAUAUUUGUAAAGUAAAAGCAUAUUUGUCCUUUAAAUCAACUGUCCUUCA
Fundulus heteroclitus (mummichog) is the source of this 2611-nucleotide messenger RNA. It is a transcript of the gene kri1, whose product is annotated as KRI1 homolog. Bases 94 to 2367 code for a protein of 757 amino acids. The transcript is spliced from 18 exons. NCBI's taxonomy places the organism in Eukaryota, Metazoa, Chordata, Actinopteri, Cyprinodontiformes, Fundulidae. The record is from RefSeq and is a predicted model, not a curated record. Gene Ontology annotation, cellular component: nucleolus; 90S preribosome. Gene Ontology annotation, biological process: endonucleolytic cleavage in ITS1 to separate SSU-rRNA from 5.8S rRNA and LSU-rRNA from tricistronic rRNA transcript (SSU-rRNA, 5.8S rRNA, LSU-rRNA).